GGACAGAGAAGUUGUCAACAUCUGCAGAGCUAUCUUGCUGAUCGCUUUCUACCUUUUGUCUAUUCCAUUUGCACAAAAACACAUGAAGUUGUCAGAUUUGCUUUCUAAUUGGACAGUUUAAUUACACAAUAAUUGACUUGGAGUAACACAGUCGUUUAGGUUUUCCCAUUAUUUUUUUUAAGCAGUGUGUUUAGAUGUGUUUCCUCUCUAUGAGAAGUAAAAUAUUAUGUUGCAAUAAAAUCCUAUUAAAUUGAAUCUUCCAUUUCCAUUUAAUGUUAUUAUAAGGGUUCAAAGAAUGAUGGUCAAACGUUUGGCUCUCACAUAUUUUCACCUCGAAGUCUGGCUCUCUGUAAAAAAAAAAAAAAGAGGGUAUUUUAGGUUGUUCCACGAAUCCAAAAAUGUUAUUAUUGCGGUUCAAAUAUAGAUUAAGAUUAUAGCAAUUUUACUCAUAAUUUUAAACGGGUAUAAUCUCCCAAAAUGUAUGAUUUAUUUAUGAUUUUCUCCCGUGGGUUCAUCUGUCCGGUUGUUUGUAUUGAAGAAAAUGUGUUACUGUCCCUUUAAAUAAGCUCCGCCUUCUCCUCCAUCUAACAUCCGCGCCCCCACCUCCUUCUGAACACUUUCACAUCAACAAUGAGUGUCUUUGCAGUCUUCAGUCAAAAACACCUCCGUAGUUCAAUAAACAGUUGGGAUUAUUUUGCGUUUCGCUUGUAAUCUUGCACGAGAGCAGCUCGUGACAGUAACCAGAGGGCGAAAUAAGGAGUUACAAAUUAAAAACAGGAAGCCAAGAAAAGCGUGGGUGUGUCUGCGAUGGCUGGUGGAAGGAGAGGAGCAAAUCGCACCACAUAUUGCAGGCCGCCGGUGAGCAAUGACCAAGGAUCUGUCAGCAAUGGCAACCACACCACCAGCUCUCCAGUCACAGGGGUGCGAUCCCGUACAAGGAAUGGCUCGGGGACGUGCAUGUCCAGCCCCCCGCUCGCCGCUCAAACCGUCGUUCCUUUGAAGCACUGCAAGAUCCCGGAGCUGUCCGUGGAUCAAAACGUGUUGUUUGAGCUGCAUCUUUUCUUCUGUCACCUCAUUGCUCUGUUUGUUCACUAUGUCAACAUCUACAAGAGUGUGUGGUGGUAUCCCCCGUCACACCCUCCCUCUCACACAUCACUGAACUUCCAUCUAAUCGAUUACAACAUGCUGGUGUUCACAAUCAUCAUUCUUGCAAGGAGGCUAAUUGCAGCGAUUGUGAAAGAGGCAUCACAAAGUGGGAAACUCUCUUUCCCUCACUCAAUAUUUUUGGUAAUGGCUCGGUUUGCAGUGCUGACGCUGACAGGCUGGAGCCUGUGCCGCUCUCUCAUUUACCUCUUCAGAACCUACUCUGUUCUCAGCUUGCUUUUCCUUUGCUACCCGUUUGGGAUGUAUAUCCCUCUGUUCUGGUUAAGCUGUGACCUCCGUCGAGCAGGUCCCCUUUCCCCCAUCGCCAGCAUUGGCUCCAAAGAGGCCGGCGGCGCGAGUCGAGGCAGGGACUACCUGUCCGUGCUGAAGGAGACGUGGAAGCAGCACACCAGCCAGCUGUACGGCGUCCAGGCCAUGCCCACUCACUCCUGCUGCAUCUCGCCCGACCUCAUCCGCAAGGAGGUGGAGUACCUGAAGAUGGAUUUCAACUGGAGGAUGAAGGAAGUCCUCGUCAGCUCAAUGCUUAGUGCUUACUAUGUGGCGUUUGUACCUGUGUGGUUUGUAAAGAGUACCCAGUAUGUAGAUAAGCGAUGGUCAUGCGAGCUCUUCAUCCUCGUGUCAGUCAGUACGUCAGUCAUCCUCAUGAGGCACCUGCUGCCGCCUCGGUACUGUGAUCUGCUGCACAAAGCGGCAGCUCACCUCGGAUGCUGGCAGAAAGUAGACCCGGCGAGCUGCUCCAACGUCCUUCAGCACAUAUGGAGCGAAGAGUACAUGUGGCCACAGGGAGUCCUAGUAAAACACAAUAAAAACGUCUUUAAAGCCAUGGGCCACUAUAAUGUUGCAGUCCCAUCAGAUGUGUCGCAUUACCGAUUUUAUUUUUUCUUCAACAAGCCUUUACGAAUAUUGAAUAUCCUCAUCAUCCUCGAAGGCGCCAUGAUAUUCUACCAGCUUUACUCGCUGCUAUGUUCAGAGAAGUGGCAUCAGACGAUAUCGCUGGCUCUGAUUCUCUUCAGCAACUACUACGCCUUCUUCAAGCUCCUCAGAGACAGAAUAGUCCUCGGAAAGGCGUACUCGUACUCCAACAGCUCGUCAGACCAAAAAGUCAGUUAAGACUCUGCUUAAGUUGGCUGUUCUCAGUUUAGAA
This is a messenger RNA of Oryzias melastigma (Indian medaka), 2308 nucleotides long. It is a transcript of the gene tmem39b, whose product is annotated as transmembrane protein 39B. The transcript is spliced from 9 exons. The coding region runs from base 808 to 2274 and encodes 488 amino acids. Lineage: Eukaryota; Metazoa; Chordata; Actinopteri; Beloniformes; Adrianichthyidae. The record is from RefSeq and is a predicted model, not a curated record. Gene Ontology annotation, cellular component: membrane.